Messenger RNA from Musca vetustissima, 1644 nucleotides. It is a transcript of the gene GCS2beta, whose product is annotated as glucosidase 2 subunit beta. The record is from RefSeq and is a predicted model, not a curated record. Bases 1 to 1644 code for a protein of 547 amino acids. The transcript is spliced from 2 exons. Lineage: Eukaryota; Metazoa; Arthropoda; Insecta; Diptera; Muscidae. Gene Ontology annotation, biological process: N-glycan processing. Gene Ontology annotation, cellular component: glucosidase II complex.
AUGUUAACCAGUAAAAAAGUUUUUUCGGUUUUUUUAUACACUUUUCUUCUUACGGCGACGACAUUGAGCGCCCUUACAUUGGCCGAAGUUCCACGUCCCAUUGGAGUGCCAUUGGCCAAGGCUACGUUGUAUAGGCCCAAUGGCGACAACUCCUGGAAAUGUUUGGAUGAAAGUAAGACUUUGAAAUUCACCCAAAUUAAUGAUGAUUAUUGUGAUUGCCCCGAUGGCAGUGAUGAACCGGGCACUUCCGCCUGUCCCAAUGGCAUUUUCCAUUGUAUAAAUCAGGGUCAUCGCUCACAAGAUCUUCCAAGUUCGCGCGUAAACGAUGGCAUUUGUGACUGUUGUGAUGGCAGUGAUGAAUAUCAUCCAACGGCGGGGCGAUGCUCAAAUUCUUGCGAUGAAUUGGGUCGUGCGGAAAGAGAACAACGCAAAUCACAAGCGGAAAUGUUGAAAAAGGGUGCAGCCAAGCGUUCCGAAAUGGUGGCUAGGGGACAACAGCUUAAGGCGGAACGUGAAAAUCGUCGACGUGAAUUGGAACAACGUCGCCAGGAACAAGAGGCUUUGAAGAAGGAAAAGGAGGAAAUUAAAAAGCAAGCCGAAUCUUUGGAAUCGGAAGCCAUUGCCUACUUCAAAGAAUUGCACAAAGAAGCUGAAGCUCAACAACAAAAGGAAGAUGAUAACUUGCAUCAGCAACUGCCAAAUGAAGCUGCCGACAAAUUUAUGCACUAUGACACCAAUAAAGAUGGCUUUGUGGAAAUCAUCGAACUACAGGUGGAUAUUAAUCUAGACAAGGAUCGUAAUGGGGCGGUCAGUGUGGAGGAGGCAAAAUAUUUCCUAGAUGAACGUGAUCGUGUUGAUUUGGACAGUUUUAUCACACUAUCCUGGCCACGCAUUAAACCUAUGUUGAUGAUGGCUCAAGGUAUUUUCAAACCACCACAAUUGCCCAAUGAGGAGGAGGAGCAUGAGGGAGAAAAUGAUAGAGAAGAGAAGACGGGAGGUAAUGCUGAAAUUGAUGAUAUGAUCACGGAAUACAAUGAACGUGGUGAAGAAGAAGCCUAUGAAGAUGAUGAAGCCGAUGUGGGUGAGGGUACUGUACAAGAUACUCAUAAUGCCCCAACACCGGAAUACGAUGAAGAAACCCAACGUAUUAUCAAUUUGGCAAAUGAGGCACGCAACUCCUUUGCCGAAGUUGAACGCACAAUACGUGAAAUCGAUCAAGAGAUUCGUGACAUCGAUGAUCAAAAUUCCAAAGAUUAUGGUCCCCACGAUGAAUACGCCAUACUCGAAGGUGAAUGCUAUAAAUUUGAAGAUCGUGAAUAUGUCUACACAUUGUGUCCCUUCGAACGAGCCUCACAACAGGGACGUAGUGGUGGUGCGGAAACCACUUUGGGUAGAUGGGAUCAGUGGUUGCACGACGAUGGCGGCGAACGUAAAUAUACUAAACAAAAAUAUGCCCAUGGUGCAUCCUGUUGGAAUGGUCCCCAGCGUUCGGCAAUUGUGCACUUGAAGUGUGCCCUAGAGACACGGAUUACGGCGGUUAGUGAACCCAAUCGUUGUGAAUAUUUCUUUGAUUUCGAAACACCAGCUGCUUGUGAUGAGGAAGCAUUCCAGGCCGAAGAACAACGUUUCAAAGAUGAAUUGUAA